AUGUCGGAUGUUUCGGAUCGUAAACUUGUCAUAUUGACAGAAGAUGGUUUUGAACAGACAUUUCAGGUCAAUCAUCUUGCGAAUGUUAUUUUAGUCUAUGAAUUACUUCCUAGAUUGAUUGAAUCGGGGCCGGAUUCAAGAAUUAUUUUAGUUAAUAGUGCGUUACAUAAACCCGGCGUUGGAGCGAAUUUAGAACAUGGAGAAAAUCGACCAAUAAUGGAUAUUGAAAAUUUAGAUGGGUCAAAAAUGUAUUCUCCCUUGUUAUUCUAUAGAAAUUCAAAGUUGGCACAAGUAUUUUUUGGAUAUUAUUUGGAUAAAUUAUUGAAUAAGAAAGGUGAGAAGGAAAGAAAAGUUGACGUUGUAAUAGUUGAACCGGGAUUCUGCCCUACAACAGGGUUAGGAAGGGAAAGCGGAAUUUUUGCCCAAUUAUUUCUUAAAUAUAUUAUGCCGUGGGCGCCAUUUACCAAGACACCCGAACAGGGUGGAACCAUAAUCACUUAUGCUGCCACUUCGCCAGAACUUAAAAAUAAAAGUGGAAUUUAUAUUAAUCAAUCUUGCCGAAUCGAUAAAUCCAGUGAUGAAAGCUAUGAUGAAGAAAAACAAAAAUUCUGGUGGAAAACUAGUUGUGAUUUACUUGGAAUUGAAGAAGAUUGGAGUGGUUUAAUUUUCAGUCAAAAAGAAAUUCUCGGUUAA
Molecule: messenger RNA, 693 nt
Organism: Racocetra fulgida
Lineage: Eukaryota; Fungi; Glomeromycota; Glomeromycetes; Diversisporales; Gigasporaceae
Source: the annotation of a GenBank genome assembly